CAAAUGGUAUGACGCGUUAUGUAAGGUUGAUGUCGAAGUUAAUGUAAAAGUUCAUGCAUUUCUUAAGAAACUCGGACACGCAAUGUGUUACAAGGCUUUUAUUCGAAAAACAAUUACGAAUUCGAAAAGCUCAAUCGAAAGAUCAUCAAAGCGACAAAAAAUGUUAAAUCUCAAAAAAGAUUGGAGAUUUAUAACAAAAUUAUAUAACAGAGCUUAUUUGAUUUUGCGAUUUCGCUUUAAAUUGUUACGCGUACGUUAACGUACGUUCUACUUUAUCAUAGAUAUCGCACUUCUUAAUGAAUUAGUAUGUAAUAUAUAUGUAUACAGAUAUUUCGUAUCUUUUCGUUACAUACGUGCAAAAAGUAAUCUUGAUUAUCACUGCGAUACCACAUUCGGUAUGAUAGUGUCGCUGUUUACGAGACAUAAUGCGAUCAUAGAGCCCUCCCACGUAACAUAUACGGCAAAAUCUUAUCUGUAUAGUGAAUUACUGAGUCGUAUAACGUCAGCUAUUUAGUAGAAUGCACUACAGCGUAUGGCGCGCAUCGAGUCUUACAUCACGCGCGUAUAGUCGCCUUUUUUUCGCCUUUUGAAAUGGCUGCUCGCCGAGGUAAAAACUUUAGUGAUACGUGUAAUCGUUCGGAAGCAACGACAGAUGGGAAUAUUUUCAAAAUGAUGGACUCCGACAAUUCAGUUUGUGCGAGCAAAACGGAAAAUCAUUACAGUAACGGCAAGUCGUGGGAAAAAUCGACAGAAGAAUCGUUUCUCGUCAAGUAUCGCGAUCGUGUUUAUAAUAUUUAUAACUUCCUGAAUUAUCAUCCCGGUGGAAAAACCACGCUCACCCGUCUCAAAGAUCAGGUUUUGGAUGGAGAAUUAGCAAAAAAUCCUCAUUCCAAAUCUGCGUAUUACCUUCUCGAGGAAUUUGCUGUGCGACAACAAGAAAGAUACAACGAAUGCGAAAAUCUAAUAGACUGGAACGCGCCAAUCUUAUGGCAAGUGGGUUUUAUGGGCGAUAGAUAUUGGGAAUGGGUUAAUCUACCAGUUAAUCGACCUAUUCGAUAUUUUCAAUCAGAUAUUUUAGAGAUGUUAUCGAUUACGCCCUGGUAUAUUUUGCCGAUUGUCUGGCUGCCCAUAGCUACGUAUUUCUUUUAUGUGGGCUGUGCCUCGAAUAUUUCGAGAAAUAUCGCGAUUUCAGCACAAAACAUUUUACCGUCUUUCAUUUUGGGACUAUUUAUCUGGACCGUUGUGGAAUAUUUCGUUCAUCGGAAAAUAUUUCACUUUGAACCACCGCAUAAUUCGAAAUUGCUGAUUACUCUGCACUUCUUGUUCCAUGGAAGUCAUCACAAAGCACCAUUGGACGAACGAAGACUAGUAUUUCCACCGACAUUCAGUUUAUUUGUGGCGCUAAUUGUCUGGCAUCUCUAUAAAGUCAUUUUUCCUUCGGCAAUAGUUCAUCUUGUCGCUGCUGGUACUAUGACCGGCUAUUUGUGUUAUGAUUUAAUACACUAUUACUUGCACAAUGGAGCACCCAUAGCAGGAUCAUACUUAUAUACGAUGAAAAGAAGACACAACUAUCAUCACUUUGUACAUCAUGACCAAGGAUUUGGUGUUACUAGCGAACUUUGGGAUCGAAUACUUAAAACAAACCUAAGUCUGCGAAAAUUAAAUGAACCCUUAAAGUGGUAAAAUGACUCAAAGGAAAUACGACAUUUAUAUCGCGAUAGUAUUUCGUUCAUUCAAUAUUUUUAUUGUACAAAUAAUAAUUUAUUAAUGACGUACAUCACAAUUGUGAUUAUAAUAAGUACAGAAAGUUAUUUUUAUGUAAGUCAUUACGCUUUCAAACUUAACCAGAGUUAAACCAGUAAGCGAUUUAAGUACACAAAUCUUUAAGAGAGAGACUCAUUAAAAACUUUUUAUAGCAUAUUUUUAAGCGAUUAAACAAUAAGUCUUUUAAAUAACUAUAUAUAGUAACGCAGUCACAAAGUAAAAUAUUAACAAAUUUGUAUUUUAAUAGCUUUGCAUUUACCUUCAAUUUGAUGAAAUAAAUGUUGUAUUAAAACGA
Monomorium pharaonis (pharaoh ant) is the source of this 2059-nucleotide messenger RNA. RefSeq names its product dihydroceramide fatty acyl 2-hydroxylase FAH1 (gene Fa2h). Bases 592 to 1683 code for a protein of 363 amino acids. NCBI's taxonomy places the organism in Eukaryota, Metazoa, Arthropoda, Insecta, Hymenoptera, Formicidae. The transcript has 6 exons. Gene Ontology annotation, molecular function: iron ion binding; heme binding; fatty acid 2-hydroxylase activity. The record is from RefSeq and is a predicted model, not a curated record. Gene Ontology annotation, cellular component: endoplasmic reticulum; membrane. Gene Ontology annotation, biological process: lipid biosynthetic process; fatty acid metabolic process.